AUGCAUACCAUUGAUGAUAAUAUAAAGGAUACGAUCCAAGAUAUUAUCAAAGUUAAUACAUAUUAUAAUGUUAUUGAAAGAAAUAAAUGUUACACUAGUGUAGACGAAAAAAAAACAUUCUUAUCACAAAGUGAAGAUUUUUGUAUGCAAAAUAAUAUGAAUCUUUUUUGUAAUGAGCAGGAUAUAUUGAAAACAAAUAAUGUAAUGGAAAAUGAAAGUAUGGCAAAUAAAAAUUCAAAAAACAAUAAUGAUGAUAUUAAGAUAAAUAACAAUUAUAAUCAUAUUAAUAUCAUUAAUGCAAAUAACAAAAAUAUAAAUACAAAUAUAUCAAUGACAAAUAUACCAAUAACAUGUUCUGCUUUAAAAAAAUAUAUAUAUUACGAUAUGUCUAAUUCCAAAAAAGAAAAUGGUUAUAUAAUAAAAAACGAACAAGAUAUAAGUAAUACUUUUGAUCAUACCGAAAAUAAAAGAUGUAAUGAUAGGGGUGUAGAAAAUAAAUAUGCUACGUCCUACGACGGAAAUUAUGAAAACAGUAAUGAAAACAGUAGUAGCAAUUGUCAUGACAGUAGUAGUGGCAGUGAUAAAUGGAAUUGUAAUUCACAUGAAAAUGAAGCAUAUAAUAAAAAUAGUCCCCACGUAAACGAAAUCGCCUCGUCUCAAUUAGAGUAUCACCAAAAUACAUUCCAAAAUAAUUGUAAGGAAGUAAUUUCAAAUAAAAAGGGUUCCGAUUCUUUGGAGUUAUGUACAAAUUUAACAGAAACAUGCGAAGAUAAUUAUUCUGAAGAUCGAGAAAAGGAUAUUGAAAAUAGUAGUAUUAUUAUAAAAGAGACGUUAAAUAAUGAAGAUAUUUCCGAAAGGGAUGUAUCAAAAAUAAGCACAAUGAAAAAAAUGAAAGAUAUUUGUAAAAAUAUAUAUCUACCUCAUCGAAAAGGAAGCAAUAAUAAUGUAAAAAUAAAAAAAAAUAAAAAAAAAGACACAAAUUUUAAAGAAAAUAUAAAUGAUCUGAUAAUAUGUAAAGGAGAAAAUUUGUCAAAUGAAAUUAUUGAAGAUCGUCAAAAAAGUGAACAAAAUACAAUUUCAGAUAAUUGCUCUCCAUGCCAAAUGGAAAACAGAAAUAAUAAUAAUAUCUUUUACAAACAAAUAUUUGAUGCUUCAAUAGGUAAAAGUAUAACGAAUACCUAUUGCGAGUUUAGUGAUCGAAUGCUAACCGCCACGACUAGUGCUGAAAAAUCUUCAGAAAAUUUAAGUAACACAAAUAAUGAGCAAGAUGAAAAAAUUGGAUAUUCUAACUCUCCCCUCAAUAAUCAUUUAUAUAUCACAUAUUUACACACCGAUGCUUCCCCUCCUCUUUCAGAUAUUUUAUGUAAUGAUAUAUGCCAUAAAAAUGAUGAUCGAACAAAUGACACAAAUACUGAUAUGGCAAUAUAUAUGUAUCAAAAUAAUAUGCCUAUAAAUACUAAUAACACAACAAUAAACCCAUUCAACAGUAAUAAUUCAGGAAAUACUGCCAAUAUUAUCGGGAAAGACAAACUUGAGGGAAGCCAAAGUGAGAAUGAUAUAAAAAACAUUGAUCAUGAUGAGGUUUCAAAAAAUGAAACUAAUUUACAAUUUUCCUGUGAUAAAAGUUUAAACAAUAAUGAUGGACAAAGAAAUAAAGGUGAGGACAAGAUUAAUGAAAUCAACUUUGAUGAUAAGAACAAAUCUGAGAAUGAAAAAAUUAUUAUAAAAAAAGAAAAUAUUAAACGGAAUUUAAAUUGUGAUUUGGAUCAUUGUUCAAAAAAAAAGCCUAAAACAAAUGAACAUUCUGUUAUUAAUUUAAAUGCAUACAAAAAUCAUCAAUAUGAUAUAUAUAAAAAUAAUAGUUACAAUGCGUAUAUUUUAAAGAAUCUUCGAAAUGCAUAUUUGAAAAAUAAGUUAAAAGAGCAACAAGAGGGACUCAAAAAAGUUAAAAAGCAAGAACAAAGAAAUAAAUUAGACAAAAAAGUAGAGCAAAACAUAUCAUAUGAAAACUGCAAUAACAAAAUAUUUGAUAAUAAUGAUGAAGAUUCUUAUUAUGAAAAUAUAAAAUUCACAAUAAAUCAAGAUGCAUAUAAGGAAAAUCGUGCUAUUAUUAAUAAAAAAACUGAUAAAAAAUCUGAACAAAUUAAAGGAAUGAACAUUUUGGAGAAUGAAAAUGUAAAAGAUGAAAUAAUGAGCGAUACAAAUAAUAGUAAUAACAUAAACAUAGAGUGUGUUUCUUCCAUUUGUACUGGAAAUAAAAAUGCAGACAGAAAAAAUAAUUCACUUAAGGGAUUAAAUUUAAAAAACUAUUCGAACACUAGUAAAGGACCUUAUGAUCCUAAAUUCGUAAACGAAAAUUUAUUGAAGGUAAGAAAAGAAAAAUGCAAUAAUACCAAUUUAAAUUUAUUUGAUAUAAUUAAUCUUUUAGAAAAAGAAAAAAUAGAAAAUUUAUAUUCAGAAAACGAAUUAAAAUAUAUAUUAUUCCCUAUAUAUGACAUUUAUUAUGAUAAUAAAAGUAAAAGCUGGAUACAUAAAAUUGAAAAUGAACAAAAUCCUUUAAAUGAUAAAGAAAAUAAAAAAAAUGGGUCUACUAAAAAUAGUUCUUAUCAUAAAUCACGGCAGUUAGCCUUAGAACGUAAAUAUAACUACAUUAAGGAAAAGUAUAAUAUUUUUGCAAAUCUGUCUGAAGAAGAAAAUUUAUUUUUUAUUUCAAUUAAUAUGCAUACUGAAAAUAAUCAAACAAUAAAAAAUACGACCCCAAAUUUAAAUGAAGAAAGUACUUGCUCCAAAGAAAUGAACAACGAAAUGGGGAAAAUUGACAAGGAUAACAUUUUUAAGGAGGGGGAAAAUGUAAAUACAAAAGAACAGCCAUAUGAUCAAGAAAAGCAACCAAAUGAAAUAGAAAAAAAAAAUCAAGAAUAUACGAAUAGUUCAAAUGAAUAUAUCCCCAAUCUAAAUGAAGUUUUAAAUAACAAGGAUUACAAUAUAAACAAAGAGAAUCUAACUGAGACAAUAAAAAUAUUAAAUAAUGAAGUAUCGAAUAAAAUUUCAAAGCCUUUAUUAUUACCCAAACUUGAUAAUGAAAACGAAUCGAAUAUUAGCUACAAUGGUAUUGAAAUAAAUGAUACAAUUGACAAAACUACAGAAAAGAAUAUUACUAGUGAAGAUAAUAUAGAAAAUGAAAUUACCCCUAAAAGUAAAGAUGGUUUUGUUUAUAAAAAAGAAAAUAGUGAACACACCAAUGCAAAUGAUAAGGAAAAUCUGAAACUUUCUGAAAAAGACGAUGAUAAAAUGUUUAACUCUAAAACUGAAUCGAUAUUAUACAAAGUACUAGGAAUUCGGCUUUCAAAUAGUGUGAUUGAAAAAAUGCGAAAUCUACAGAAACAAAAUAUAUUUUAUGAAAGAGAUAAGAAAAGAUGGGUCAUUAAAAUUCUCGAAAAAGAGACGAACACAUUAUUAUAUUUUAAAAAGUUUGAUUGUAAAGUUUUUGGAUUUUUAUAUGCAUGUAUAUUAACAAUAGAAUAUAAAAAUUUAUAUCUAGACUAUUUCUUAAAUGAAAAAAAUUAUGAUUUUUUAAUGAAACUAAUUCAUAAUAAUUAUAUAAAAAAAAAUACACAUUACAACACAGCCAUUUUAAAUUCCAUUCAAGAAAAUCAACUAAAUGUAAAGGAUAUUAAAAUAAAAAAUAUAGAGAAUGAAAAUACUUCAUUAUUUGAAAAUCCAAAUUUGUUAAACGAUGGUGAUUGCGCAAAUUACAAAAAAGGUGCUAACAUUAGAACUUCCAAUGGGUGCAAUUUAGAAAGAGAAAGUUUCAGUUCGAAUCGCCAAAAAUCCGAAAAUAAAGAGGCAUGCAAUACUGAAAUACAAAAUUAUGAAACAUGUAAUAGUGAUGCAUAUAAUGACCAUGAUUGUAAUAAUGAUAAUAUGAAGGAUGGGGAAAAUUAUAUUAAUCAUAUGCAAACUUCAGAAAAUGGAACAAAAAUUAAUAGUGCCCAAACCAGAGAAAUAAUAAAAGGGAAAAAACAAAAAAGUGUAAAGAAUAUUAAGGAUGUAACUGAAACUUUUACUGUAGACAUGAAUGGAGUACAAAUGUAUAAUGGAAAUGAAAAAAAAAAAAAAAAAAAAAAUUAUAGCUUAAGCAUAGAUAAAAACAAUGAAAAUGAUGUUGAACAAAAUCUAAUUGAAGACAGUAAUAUAAGCGAAACGCCAAAGCCCAAUGACACUACUAAUAAUGCUAUUAUAAUAUCUAGAAAUGAAGCCGAUCAGACAUAUAAUGAUCAAAUUAAUAACCAUAAAAAAGCAAAUGAAAAUAUAAAAAAAAUGAAAAAAGUAAAAAAUUCUUCGUUAUUUAAGAAAACCAAAAACAUAAAGGAUACAUCACAAAAUCCUAAAGAAAAUAACAAUAAUAAUUACACAUCUGAAUUAGCAUUAGAAGAAACAAACAAUUUAAUAAAAUUGGAUUCUUAUGUAGAUAAUUUAGAGCGAAACUCAGAUGUAAUAUCAUUAGCAAAACUAACCAUCCUUUUGCUUCUAAAAGACAUUAUUAAUUGCAUUCCUUCUCAAAUGGCUCCAUCCGCAAUUUCUAGAAAAAUAUAUGACCAAAAAAUAAAUGCCCAUGUUAAAUUUGUAUAUCAAUGCAAAAGUUUAAUAGAACUUAUGCCUUAUUUUUUUAUAUUUAAAAAUAUAAUUAAACAAAAAACCCUUCCUAGUGACCAAUCUUUAUAUAUUUGCAACGUCUUAUUAUAUGCUUUAUUUGAAGCAUAA
Messenger RNA from Plasmodium vinckei vinckei, 4764 nucleotides. Its product is annotated as conserved Plasmodium protein, unknown function. The record is from RefSeq and is a predicted model, not a curated record. The transcript has a single exon. Bases 1 to 4764 code for a protein of 1587 amino acids. NCBI's taxonomy places the organism in Eukaryota, Apicomplexa, Aconoidasida, Haemosporida, Plasmodiidae.